Molecule: messenger RNA, 3004 nt
Organism: Cavia porcellus (domestic guinea pig)
Lineage: Eukaryota; Metazoa; Chordata; Mammalia; Rodentia; Caviidae
Product: coagulation factor XIII B chain
Exons: 12
Coding region: 213-2198 (661 amino acids)
Biological process (GO): blood coagulation
Source: RefSeq, a predicted model, not a curated record
UGGUCUCUAGUCAGAAAUGUAAUAUUAAUUAAUAUAGUUGUGUGAUUUUAACAUUAUUUGAAAAUAUUUUAAUUGAAAUACAGAUUUAUUCUCAGAGACUUAAAUGGAUGUUGUAAAUUAUUAACUUUUUCUUAAAGAAAGCGUUGUGUACCUAAUGACAAACCUCAAGCAUUUUAGAAUUGUCAAAAUCUUUAUAAAGCACACCACUGAAGAUGAGGUUGAAAGAAUUGGCCUUUAUUAUUAUAGUAAUAAUCUCAGGAGAACUCUAUGCAGAAGAGAAACCCUGCGAUUUUCCAACUGUGCAAAAUGGAAGGAUUGCCCAAUAUUACUAUACUUUUAAAAGUUUUUACUUUCCAAUGAGAAUAGAUGCAAAGUUGCCAUUCUUUUGCUUGGCUGGUUAUACAACUGAAAAUGGAAAACAAGAAGGGCGAGCCAAAUGUACAGCAGAAGGCUGGUCUCCAGAACCCAGGUGCUUCAAAAAAUGUACUAAGCCUUACCUGACAAAUGGUUACAUUGCUGAUGAAAAGUUAUUGUACAAAUUUCAAGAGAAUAUGAGUUACAGUUGUGCCUCAGGAUACAAAACCACUGGAGGAAAGGAUGAAGAAAUGAUUCAGUGCCUUUCUGAUGGAUGGUCUUCUCAACCAUCCUGUACAAAGGAACACGAAAUAUGCUUAGCUCCUGAAUUACAUAAUGGAAAUUAUUCCACAACACAGAAAACAUUCAAAGUGAAGGACACCUUGCAAUACGAGUGUGCUGCCGGCUACUCCACAGCUGGAGGAAAGCAAUCAGAGGAGGUUGAAUGUCGUGCGUCCGGUUGGUCUCUAACACCAAAAUGUACCAGAUUAAAGUGCUCUUCUUUAAGAUUAAUAGAAAAUGGAUAUUUUCAUCCUGUAAAGCAAACCUAUGAGGAAGGAGAUGUAGUUCAGUUCUUCUGUCAUCAAAAUUAUCAUCUGAGUGGGUCUGACUUAAUUCAGUGCUAUAACUUUGGCUGGUACCCAGAAUCUCCUGUAUGUGAAGGAAGAAGAAAUAGAUGCCCUCCUCCACCUCUGCCUCUCAAUUCCAAAAUUCAAACAUAUUCAACAAGUUACCGCCAUGGUGAAAUAGUUCACAUAAAAUGUGAACUUAAUUUUGUGAUCCAGGGCUCAGAAGAAAUACGUUGUGAAAAUGGAAAAUGGACAGAACCUCCCAAAUGCAUUGAAGAGAAGGAGAAGGUUGCUUGUGAGGAGCCACCCUUCAUUGAGAAUGGUACAGCAAAUGUGCACUCUACAGUUUAUUACAAUGGGGAUAAAGUGACAUACAGAUGUGACAGGGGCUUCCGCCUGCGUGGAUCAAAUGAGAUAACUUGUAAUCGGGGAAAAUGGACACCUCCCCCUGAGUGUGUUGAAAAUAAUGAGAAUUGUAAGCCCCCACCUGAAGUAACAAAUGCGGCUAUUAUUGAUGGGUUAUUGUCAAGUUAUACAACAGGAUCCUCGGUGGAAUAUAAAUGCAAUGAAUAUUAUUUAUUGAAAGGAUCAAAAACAUCUCAGUGUGAACAAGGAAAAUGGUCUUCCCCACCUGUUUGCUUGGAGCCAUGCACCAUUGCUGUGGAUUCUAUGGACAGAAAUAACAUAGAGAUGAAAUGGAAAUAUGAAGGAAAGGUCUUACAUGGAGAUUUAAUUGAUUUUGUCUGUAAACAAGGAUAUGACUUGUCUCCGUCGAGCCCACCGUCAGCGUUAUCUGUGCAAUGCAAUAGAGGAGAAGUGAAGUAUCCGUUAUGUGUUAGAAAAGAAUAUAAAGGAUUAUGUAUACUUCCUCCAGUUAUAAAAAAUGGAGUCAUGGUUAGUUCAAAAGUAGACACCUAUGAGAAUGGCUCCUCUGUUGAAUACAGAUGCUUUGAUCACUAUUUUCUACAAGGAUCUAAGGAGGCCUAUUGCAUAGAGGGAGCAUGGACUACACCACCAUCGUGUUUAGAGCCUUGUACAUUGUCUUCUGAUGAAAUGCAAAAGAAUAACUUACUCUUGAAAUGGCAUUUUGACAAUAGACCAUAUAUUCUCCAUGGCGAGUAUGUUGAGUUUCUCUGUAGUAGAGAUACUUACACAGUGAACUCAUCUACUUUUGGAUCGGAGCUUAGAGUACAGUGUGACAGAGGACAGUUGAAGUACCCAACAUGUAUCUCAAGGGAAAGGAUUCCAUAUUUUCAAGAACCUUUAAGGACAUAAAAUGAGUAUCAGAAGAAAGAACAGUAUCUCAACACAUCAUAAAAUCCCUAUGAAACAUAAUUUUUAGAAGAAAUAUGUUGUUAAAACCUCUAGGUAUUUACUUCCUUAAAGAUUUGAAUCUGAACUGCUUCUAUUGGACAUUCUCUUUAUUUAUAACUAAAAGCCCAAAAUACCAUUUCCUUUCCAGCUUGGAUGAUUGAAAAGUUAAUCUAACUGUCACUAUAUAGCCUUCAUCUGUGAAAAACUGAUCACAUUAAUUUAUUUCUGUUUCAUAAUGUUUCUAAGAUUGUCUUGAAUAUAUGUGAAAAACAUUUGUCAUUAUCUUCUUUAUUAAUAUUAUGAUUCUGCUAUUUUAAUACAAUAAUUAUGUCAAUUACUAUGUCAACAAACAUAGCAAUUCAAUACAAGAGAUUUACUCUUAGGACUUUCUAAAUUUAGCAAACCUAAAAAAUGAAUGAAAAUAUUUGCCACAAGAUUAAUAAUAAAUUUUGGAGGUUUUUGUCUUUUUCUUUUUUAUUGGUACCGGGGAUCGAACUCACGACUGCCUGCUUGCAAGGCAGGCACUUGUGCUGCUGAACGAAAUCCCCAGCCCCAAUUUUGGAGGUUUAAUGAAUUACCUCACAUUCAAAUAUUGUUAAAAGAACACUGUUAAAAAACGAAUGACUGUUGCUGUUUUUAUGUCUUAUAUUUUCCAAGUGAUUUCUUAGGUUAGAUCAUUGUUGGAAUCAUGCAUCUUACAAAAUAUUUUCUUUCAUUUCAUUUUACUUUUUAUGAGUUUCUGUCUGUAAUAAAUACUGUCUUAAUUC